Molecule: messenger RNA, 968 nt
Organism: Cuscuta campestris
Lineage: Eukaryota; Viridiplantae; Streptophyta; Magnoliopsida; Solanales; Convolvulaceae
Source: the annotation of a GenBank genome assembly
AUACAUUUGGACAAAAAUAGCAUUAUGUUUGGAUAGUGUAACACUUGCCAUAUAGUAUCAUGUUAGGUUUGAAAUAUUAAUACUAAAAGUUAUUGGAGUCGUUUUCAAAAUAUUAACGCUAACCUUAUAAGUGAUUGGGAAAGGGGAAUCAUGUCAACACCAAAUGUCAUCAAAGUAUGAGAAUAUGCAGUAUAGCUAACCGAUUCAUUAUGAUGAAUUCAUGAAUUGCACUAUGUAUAAUAUGGGUUCUGCUGGAUCCCUGCCGUCCGAUCCUGUUGGCAGCGGGGAGGAUCACUCAUCGGGAGGUGGAAGCCGGACAUCAGAUGGAGACGGCGGCGGAGGAAGAAUUUCCGCGGCGCCGCCGAGCCGGUACCAGGCGCAGAAGCGGCGAGACUGGACUACGUUUCUGCAGUACCUGAAGAACCACACGCCGCCGCUGACGCUGCCGCGAUGCAGCGGCGCUCACGUGAUCGAGUUCCUCAAGUACCUGGACGGGUUCGGGAAGACCAAGGUGCACGUGACCGGCUGCCCGCACUUCGGGGACCGGAACCCGCCCGCCCCGUGCGCCUGCCCGCUGAAGCAGGCCUGGGGCAGCCUCGACGCCCUCGUCGGACGGCUCAGAGCCGCCUACGAAGAGAUCGGCGGCGGCCGACCCGAAUCCAACCCGUUUGCCGCCAGAGCUGUGGGGAUAUACUUGAGAGAGGUUAAGGGUGACCAAGCUAAGGCCAGAGGAUUCCCUUACCGCAAGGUUUACAAGAAGCGGAAAAUGUCUACAAUCGCCGCGGGUGAGGGCGGCGGCGCCGAUGGUAGUGGUGGCGCUACUGUGGGUCCGCCAGGUGCUGCCAGCUCAGCAGUGUAGUCCUAGGGUUGUUGGAAUUUGAAAAUACUUUUAGGGUAGUCUAAUCUUAGUCCAUUCCCCGAUUAUUUGUCUACUUUUGACUUUUUUCAAUUAAAAUUAGUAAAUUUUA